This is a messenger RNA of Naumovozyma dairenensis CBS 421, 3024 nucleotides long. It is a transcript of the gene VNX1, whose product is annotated as calcium/hydrogen antiporter. Gene Ontology annotation, molecular function: calcium:proton antiporter activity. The coding region runs from base 1 to 3024 and encodes 1007 amino acids. Gene Ontology annotation, biological process: calcium ion transmembrane transport; intracellular calcium ion homeostasis. The transcript has a single exon. Gene Ontology annotation, cellular component: endomembrane system; membrane. NCBI's taxonomy places the organism in Eukaryota, Fungi, Ascomycota, Saccharomycetes, Saccharomycetales, Saccharomycetaceae. The record is from RefSeq and is a predicted model, not a curated record.
AUGUCAAGAGAACCUGAUCAUGUCCGCAGAGUGUUCAGCGUAGACGAUGAUCCUCAUGAAGUUGAAAAUGAUGUCCGAUAUUUAGAAGGUCUUCAUGAUGGUCUUAAAUAUGCCCUACAAAAUAAAUCAAUUACACCACAAUCUCCAGCAGUUGAAAUAACUUCACAAUCAAAGAAUAGUUCUGCUCCUGAUUUACUGUCUCCUGCCAUUUCAAAUCAUUCACAACAUUUGAAAUUGAAAAAAAAAUUAAUCAUCAAAUAUAACUACAACCACCUCACCGCCCAUUCACCAACAACAAUAACAACAAGGCCUUCUAAUUUCUUGAAAAAAAAGAAUUCUUCAAGAUUAUCUACUUUGAAUUCUCCCAAGAUAAGAUCAAACAAUACAGUGGGAGCUGAUUAUUUCACCAAUAAACAUAAUCAUAUCCAUGAUCACACCGAUUUCUCGGAAGAAUCGCGAGAUAGAUUCAUAAUACAUAAUCCCCCACAUAAUAACACUGGUCAUGAUUUACUAAUAGAAGAACUAGACCCUGCUGACGCCUACAAUCCAGAUAAUGAUAACAAUAACGACGACAUGGAUGAAGAUAUUGAAGAUCGAAUCUCUAUGGCAUCAUCAUUGGAAUCAUUCACACUGAGAGAAAGACAAGACGCUAUAAAUAAGACACAUCCAUUCGGUAUAAGAAUAUGGAAACCUGCCUUAUACAAGAAAAAAAGAUCGGUACAAAAAGCUGCAGAUGAAGAUAUCCAUGAAACUCAAUUAAAAAUGAUCACUUGGCCUGUUCACAUCUCAAAUAUAAUAUGGUCAUUUACAGUGGGGCUCUUUCUCGCGUCUUUAUUUUCCUUAGGUGGUAUAAUAGUCGCCAUCUUGGGGCUGUUUACUAAAUCCGCUAGAGAGUAUUCUAUUGUAUGUUUCAGAUUGGCUAGAUACCUGUUUUUGCCAUUUGGUAAAGUUGUUUAUUUAAUAGCUGAUGAACAUUAUUUAGAGGAGGAUAAUCAAGAAGGUAUUAGUGUUAACCAAUUUUAUAAAUGGGUGACUUCUUAUAGUAAUAGAUUAUUUUUCCAUGAAUCACAAGCAAAUAACAAUUCAUUAAAUGAUAACACUCAUCCAUCGUAUGGGUCAAUACAUAAUUUCAUGACACAUCAAAGUAAAAGGUUGCCUACACUGCCUGCUAGGGCUGGUGAUAGACAAUCUUCUUCUUCUUCAACUCCAAUGAUACCACAUGCAAACAGCCAGGUUACAACAAAUCUACCAGCGCCAUUACCAAAUAAUCCAGAAAGUCAAAAUCAAAUAAAUUCUACGUCAUCUCAAAGAAGAUUCUUCGGUAGAGGUAAAUGGACCUGCGGUAGGUUGAUUUUUUACUUUUGUUUCCAUCUAUUCUUACAACCAUUUGUCCUAAUAUUCGCAUUAUUAUCUUGGUUAUUUGUCUUCACAAUACCCAUGAGUAAUAUCCUUUGGAAUUUAAUGUAUCAUUGUAGGAAACAUCCAUUAGCAUUAGGUUUUAAAAAUAUCAAAAAUUCAAACGCCAACAGCAACCCGAUUAUUAAAAUAUACAAUAAUGGCAGCAGUGAUGAUUCAUUGGCAAAUAAUAAAAGUAUAUUACUUUGUACAUUUCGUUGUGCAGGCUGGCAUUAUUAUAAAUUUACUGUAGAUGGUACAAACAUCAUCGUCGUUAAUUUAAUUGCGAUAGUUUUUUUUACAAUCUUUGAUUUCUACUUAUUAAAAAAUUCAUGGCACUUUAGAUUCUGGUUUACUGAUGAAUCUACCAUUUUCAUGUUAUGUUUAACUUCAAUCAUCCCAUUAGCAUUUUAUAUAGGACAAGCUGUGGCAUCCAUUUCUGCUCAAACUUCAAUGGGUGUUGGUGCUGUAAUUAAUGCAUUUUUCUCUACAAUAGUUGAAAUCUUCCUUUAUUGUGUCGCUUUACAACAAAGAAAGGGUCCAUUAGUGGAAGGUUCCAUGAUAGGUUCUAUCCUCGGUGCUGUCCUAUUAUUACCAGGUUUAUCAAUGUGUGGUGGUGCAUGGAAUAGGAAAACUCAAAGGUAUAAUCCUGCAAGUGCAGGUGUCUCCUCAGCAUUAUUGAUAUUCUCAAUGCUAGUAAUGUUUGUACCAACAAUAUUGUAUGACGUUUAUGGCGGUUAUAUUGUUAAAUGUGAAGAUGGAUUCGAACAACCCAUAUCAUUGAAAACUGUUAUGAUGCCCUUAGCUACCUCAUCAAAUUGUUCGUUCUAUCAUCCACCAUUAGAAUUUGAUAGAAUGUAUACAAAUGUCAUCCAACCGAUGUCUGUCUCCUGUGCAAUCGUAUUAUUCUUAGCAUACACUAUUGGAUUAUGGUUUACUUUGAGAACGCAUGCAGCUAUGAUUUGGCAUCUACCAAUUUCGGACCCACAAAAGGAAACGCCCAUUAACGUGGGUAUUAAUUCGGAACAAAAUUCCAUCUUAUUACAACAUCCUAAUGAAAUAGCAGCCCAUACAGAACCCAACUCAGGCGGGCAUGACGCACCGAAUUGGUCAAGAACCAAAUCUACUUGGAUCUUAUUAGUAGCAACAUUAUUAUAUGCAGUUAUUGCAGAGAUAUUAGUGGCUUGUGUUGAUUCUGUAUUGGAAGAUUUCCCAUCUUUAAACCCUAAAUUUUUAGGUUUGACCAUAUUUGCUUUAGUUCCUAACACAACCGAGUUUUUAAAUGCUAUAUCAUUCGCCAUACACGGGAACGUCGCAUUAUCAAUGGAAAUAGGUAGCGCAUAUGCAUUACAGGUUUGUUUGUUACAAAUCCCUGCAUUAGUCAUAUAUUCUAUUUGGUAUACGUGGAGUUGGGAUCGUUCUAUGAUUAACAUCAGAGAGCAAAUGUUUUCAAUGAUAUUCCCAAGGUGGGAUUUGAUUGCUUCUAUGGGGAGUGUUUUUUUAUUCACGUACUUGUAUGCGGAAGGGAAAUCGAAUUAUUUUAAAGGGUCGAUGUUGAUUCUUUUAUAUGUUAUCGUGAUUUUAGGCUUCUUCUUCCAAGAUGUUUUAACUAACUGGAAAUGGGAAUGA